ACUUUGCCGAGCAAGUCUUGAGGGGGUUCGAGACUCGCCGCUUCAUGGAAAGUUGGAAAUACGAUGCGACAUUGACAUCUAGCGGCCACUGUGAAAACCAAGAUUGCGGUCCAUCAAGUCUGCAAAAAUGGUGAAUGUACCAAAGUUGCGGAAGACCUUCUGCAAAAAAUGCAAGAAGCAUAAGGCCCACAAAGUAACGCAGUAUAAGAAGUCGAAGGAACGUCAUGCUGCUCAGGGAAGAAGGCGUUACGACAGAAAACAGCAAGGGUUCGGUGGGCAGACAAAACCCAUCUUCAGGAAAAAGGCUAAGACAACCAAGAAGAUUGUGUUAAGGAUGGAAUGCUCAGACUGCAAAUUCAGAAAGCAGAUUCCGCUGAAGAGGUGCAAGCACUUUGAACUUGGAGGAGACAAGAAGAGAAAGGGUCAGAUGAUCCAGUUCUAAAAGCUGCUUCACAAGUGAUGUACCCUCGUUUUUCUUUUUCAACUUUGUCACCUUUGUUGUAUAGUUCGGACAUUUUUUCAAUAAAUUCAUCAAGCUGUACAAUAA
Neocloeon triangulifer is the source of this 547-nucleotide messenger RNA. It is a transcript of the gene RpL36A, whose product is annotated as large ribosomal subunit protein eL42. Gene Ontology annotation, biological process: translation. The record is from RefSeq and is a predicted model, not a curated record. Bases 128 to 442 code for a protein of 104 amino acids. NCBI's taxonomy places the organism in Eukaryota, Metazoa, Arthropoda, Insecta, Ephemeroptera, Baetidae. Gene Ontology annotation, cellular component: ribosome; cytosolic large ribosomal subunit. The transcript has 4 exons. Gene Ontology annotation, molecular function: structural constituent of ribosome.